Molecule: messenger RNA, 2845 nt
Organism: Melopsittacus undulatus (budgerigar)
Lineage: Eukaryota; Metazoa; Chordata; Aves; Psittaciformes; Psittaculidae
Gene: TRMT13
Product: tRNA methyltransferase 13 homolog
Exons: 11
Coding region: 42-1463 (473 amino acids)
Biological process (GO): tRNA methylation
Source: RefSeq, a predicted model, not a curated record
AUGGAGGGGAGGUGGUGGCCGCGGGGGCAGCUGGGACGGCAAUGGCGGCGCCGGAGCAGGAGGGAGGUUGCGGCUUGCCGGUGCCAGGGCGAUGUGGCUACUUUGUGCAGAGGAAGAAGCGCUUCUGCAAGAUGAUCCCGGCUCCCGGAAGGCGGUUUUGCGGAGAGCACGGGCAGCAGGAGGAGGAAAAUGGCAGAAAAAGGAUUCCGUGUCCUCUUGAUCCAAAACACACAGUAUAUGAAGACCAACUACAAAAGCAUGUAAAGAAAUGUAACUCAAGAGAGAAGCCAAAACCAGUCUAUUUUGUUCAAGAUAUUAAUGCAGGUUUUAAAGAUGUAGCAGAAAUACCAGAAAAACAGGUACCUCUCUCUUCUCUAUCCAAAGAAGAGCUGGAGAACUUGAUAAUGAAGUUGAAAAAAGCAAGUAGUGGCCUGGAAUUUCACCUUAAGGAACAAAUACUGUCCCACCAGGCUUUACAAGAAGCCUUAAAUGACCCAAAGAAUGGGGAAUCUGCUUUCAAACACUUGAAACAGCAGGCUUCUAUUUUAGGUAACAUGGAAAAAUUACAUUUACUUGGUCCAGGAAGAUGUUUUAUUGAGUUUGGAGCUGGGCGAGGAAAGCUCUCCCAUUGGGUUGAUGUUGCCUUGGAGAAUGUUGAAAAUGUUCAGUUUUUGCUUGUGGAAAGAGCAGCUACACGAUUUAAGGUGGAUGGAAAACAUCAAAGGAGAGAUUCUAUAUUUGAAAGGCUUCAAGUUGAUAUUCAACAUUUAUGUUUAAAUAAGGUGCCUGUUUUGGAGAAGAAAAAACUCCCAGUGGUAGGAAUUGGGAAGCAUUUGUGUGGUGCUGCAACAGAUCUUGCUUUGAGAUGCUUGGUUGAAAGUUAUACAACUUGCUGUGAUGCAGAAAAUGAAGAGCCUGCACCAAAACACUCUAGGACUGAUCAGACAGAGGUGAUGUCCAACAAUUCUUCUGAUCAUGAAAGCAGCAAAGCUGACUGUAAGCCUGUAGCUGGAAUUGUGAUUGCGCUGUGUUGCCAUCACAAGUGUGACUGGACAUAUUAUGUAGGCAGAGAGUUCUUUAAAUCAGUAGGACUCGGACCAGUAGAAUUUCACUAUUUUCAGAGAAUGAGUAGCUGGGCCACCUGUGGCAUGCGAGAAACCACAAAGCAAGACUCUGCAAGUGAGGAAAGUGAAGAGCAAAGUAACGACACAGAAGAACAUGAGCAGACAUUCAGCAAGAUAGAGAGUGGUCCUGAUACUUUGCAAGGGAUACUUACAGUUGAAGAACGAAAGGAGAUAGGCUGCCUCUGUAAACGGCUUAUUGAUCACGGACGGAUUGAGUAUUUACAACAACGAGGAUACAAGGCUGUGCUACAGUAUUACGUAGAGUCGACCGUGUCCUUGGAGAAUGUCCUGUUGACAGCUGUCCCAAGUCCAUCUUUGAUACCAGAGCCAGCUACAUGACAGAACAUAGGUUACUUACCUGGAUUUUUACAAAACUAAUUCAUUGCUUACAAAAAAAAAAAGUUUUAAUCAUUCCUGUACAAAUAAAAGGUCUUUUUAUUUCCCAGUGUGAGUGGGAAUUCAAAAUCUGCAAAUCAGUUCGCAUCAGUGGAAAAAUAGAAUCCCUAGGAAUAUAUGAAACCUGUUGUACGCCUCUUUGCUAGGAGUAAGUAUGCUUGGUAUUUCUUCCAUUCACAGUUACAUUCUUUAUUCAAUAGCAUUCAUGACAGAAGAAGGACCAGAGGUGCUGCUUUCCACAUUUCCUGAAAGACAGUGGAUUAAAAUAAGAGAAGUUAACUUACUUUAUUUUCACUUUGAAGUUCAGGAUAGCUUUUAUUUCCUCUUAAAAUGUUUAAGUAGGCCUAAGUAACCAUCAGCCUGUGCUGCUAGGGGAGUCUGUUAAGGAAAAAAACUUUAUAAACUGUCAUCUUGAUAUAUUUUUGCUAAAUUUAUGAUUCUUUCAUAAGUUAUUGAUGAAGAGAAAGCUGAUUUGGUGUUCGGACUAAAGAGCCUUUCCACCCUUCAGAUUUUUAAGUCUUCACAAUAGAUAUGAAAUGCUCCUUUGGAUCUUCAUUUCAGUAGCAGUGAAAUUCUCUCUGCAAGUAACAGCUGCCACCUGCACAUGUCUUCAAAAGUGCUUGUUUUCAUAGAAUUCCAGUCUGGUUAGAGUUGAAAAGGACCUGAAGGUAAUCUAGUUCCAGCUCCCCUGCCAUGAGCAGGGACACCUCACCCUAGACCAUGUCACCCGCAGCUCUGUCUGCACCUUCCAACUGUUAUCUUUGAGACUACUAACAGCAUUUUUUAGUCACAAGUGAUGUAGGAAUGGGGUGAAAUUGGGAGGGUGUUUUGUUUAAGUUACUGGAUUUGCUGUCAAGGGAAAGAAAGUGGUGGGAAGCAUCUGUUUAUCAUGGGCAUCUCCCCCUUACAUGCUGCUUUGUUAGUCACCAUCUGGACAACAUCAAGAAAUAGGUAAAGUUGAGGUUCAUAAGACAAACAGUGCUAGAAGACCCACACUGUAUAAACUGAUUAAAUUGCAAAUACUAGAGCCAGUCAACUUCCAGUUAUGCAGGCUGUAGGUAACUAAUUCCAGUAUUGCAUGGCUCCAGCAUGUUCCUACUAGAAUACAUGCUGUCCAUGGGAAAGCUCCAGGGCCAACCCCUGAUAAACUUGCCCCUACCCUCAGUAAAAAUCUGUUCACAGCUUUUUUGGAGAAUGUUACUCACUUACUAAGAUUAUUCAUGUUUCAUUUGUAUAAAUAUCCUGGCUUGCUUUUAUCCAGCUUAUGCUUCCCUUCCUCACUGUAUUCCAGAGAGAUCAGAGUUAAUAAAAAAGCCAUACCUGUU